CAUUCAUUCAGCUGAUAUCAUAUGGACAAAGAAAGAUGAUUAUCCUGGAAUACUAUGCUAAAAUUAUUUGAAAUAGGUUCCGCGCCAAUCGAUUGGUGCGAAAGAAACUAUGCAGUCUCAGGAUUUAUAGCCGAAUUCUUUAAUACGAUUAGCAACAUUCUCUUUUUUAUACUGCCACCAAUCUUGAUAUAUCUUUUUCUGCCAUAUGGCAAAAAGUUCAUGCAAUCUAUCCAUAUUGUUUGGAUAUUGUUAGUUGUAGUUGGUAUUUGCUCAACUUAUUUUCAUGCUACACUUAGUUUAGCUGGACAAUUAUUGGAUGAAUUGGCUAUUUUAUGGGUAAUUCAUGUGGGUUUUGCAUUAUGGUUUCCAAAAAGAUUAUUUCCUUCAAUAUUUCAGAAUAAUAGAAAUUACUUUCAAUGGUUGAUAUUUGUUAUCGGGGUUCUAUCCACUUGUUUGGCAUGCGUAAACCCAGCUGUGAAUGCAUUUGUUUUGAUGUGUUUUGGUAUACCUGCAACAAUUUUGUUGAUUAUAGAAUUAAAAAGAUGCGAUUGUCGUAAGGUUUACAAGCUAGGCAAGAGGUCUAGUUUGCUGUGGGGUCUAGCUCUGACCUCGUGGAUACUCGAUCGAUCACUAUGCCACCCUUAUUUGUCAAAGUCAUUUCCUUAUCUGCAUUCCUUAUGGCAUGUAUUGAUCUUGCUGGCCACUUACGGUGCCUGUGUUCUAUUCGCUUAUUUUCACGCCAAACACGAAGCCCCUUCUGACCUGGGCAUGCCUGUCCUCAGGUAUUGGCCUUCAUCAUCGGGCGGUAUAUCAAAAAUGGACUUUAUGAAUGUAGAUGGGCAUCGAAGUCAUAAGAUAAAUCACGAAUCCUUCAUGAAAUUUCGAUAUCCGCUAUCCCAGUUUAAAUACUUAAAUAAAAUGGCUUCAUUAUGGCGUAAGAUUUCGAGUAGUGAAAUAGGUAGAGUGCCUUACGUUACCUUCGUUUCUUCAUUACUACCUCCCUUUUCCGUAAAAUGCUGCGAAUCAAAUGGGGCCAUAAAAAAUAGAAAUCAUCAAGCUUUAGAUUUUCAUACUUACAAUAGCGAAUCGGGGAUAAGGUUUAAUGCCUGUGAUCUCAAAAAACAUUUAGAAUGUUUGUGUUCAGGCUGCCUAUACGACAUCUAUUCUAUAUCUACGAAUGAUCUAAACGGACUUAACAAACUUCAAAAAACGCAAAAGUUCUGUAAUAAUCGAUUACGACAAUUUUAACAAUGGUGGAUUCUUAAACAAUGCAAAUCAUUAUUGAUGACAAAAAUAAUUUACUAUUUUUUUAAUUAUAUAUGCAAUUUUUAAAUUAUCAUUUGAUAAUGUUUAUAAUUGCACAAAUAUAUAAAUAUAUUUUGAUCUGAUCUAAUAUAUAUCAAUUUUUUUAAAUGUAAUAUGUUCAACAU
Molecule: messenger RNA, 1430 nt
Organism: Gordionus sp. m RMFG-2023
Lineage: Eukaryota; Metazoa; Nematomorpha; Gordioida; Chordodea; Parachordodidae
Product: alkaline ceramidase 2-like
Exons: 7
Coding region: 55-1248 (397 amino acids)
Biological process (GO): ceramide catabolic process
Cellular component (GO): membrane
Molecular function (GO): hydrolase activity, acting on carbon-nitrogen (but not peptide) bonds, in linear amides
Source: RefSeq, a predicted model, not a curated record